AACACACACGAAGUAAAGAGUCAUCGGUCAAGGAAGGCAAAUUUAAUGCUAUUUGGCUUUUCCAGAAUAUUAUUUAAUCUCUCGGUCAAAUUCUUCUUAUCAUUUUUUUGCCUCCAUGCACUGCAUCUUGGGUAUUUCAAUACCAUAAUGUACAAUUAUAUAAAUAUUUCUCUCAGUGCUUAUGUUAAUUAAGUUCGCUAUGAGAUUCUUUCAUAGAAAAAUAAAUAGAUGGAAUGAUAGAGAGCGGAUUGGCUAGUCUAUGUUUAGUGAGUCAGUUAGCUGGUAAGAGCUUUAAGGCUUGAUUUAAAAUAUAAGUGAUGCUGUCCAACAAAGCGAUGUACGACUGUGUACGAUGGUUAUCUCAAUGUCUCAAUCUCAGUGUUCAAUAAUAAUCUGUGGAAAUGACAACAAAAACUCGUAUUUGCACGGCGUUGUGUUUCAGUUGCUCAAUAAACAUCGCAUUGUGUGUAACAAAUCAACAAAUAUGCCACCUAUAUAUACAAUAUUUUUUGUAUUAUUUACUACAUAUAGACUGCAAUCGAUAUUAGCUCAAGAUUCCGAAUUGGUAAGUGAUUGCGCGACCUACAAAAAGACUGUCUUUGAAAAAAGGGAUGGGUAUAGUUUUUUGCUACCUGGUGAACCGAUCAUCUACAAAUCUCAGGACAAUUGUCGCAGUUAUACACCACUUAUCAUUGGCGGUGCUCCAGCCGAUCCCAAGGAAUUUCCACAUGCUGCUCGCUUAGGUCAUCGCAGUGAGACUGAUAAUAAUAAUAUCAACUGGUUUUGCGGUGGCACAUUGAUAAGCGAUCGCUUGAUCUUGACGGCGGCCCACUGUCUCUUCACAAAUAACGGCGAGGUGAAUGUGGUACGUUUGGGCGAAUUGGACUUUGACAGCGAGAGUGAUAAUGCCGAUCCUGAAGAUUUUAAUGUAACUGCUAGUCGAGAACAUCCUGAUUACAGUCAUAAAUUGCUAUAUAACGAUAUUGCCAUAGUUGAACUGAAUCGAUCGGUUCAUUUCGAUACAUAUAAACAUCCCGCCUGCAUGCCCUUUGACGAUGGCGAGAGUCAUUCAACAUUCAUUGCCAUUGGCUGGGGACAAAUAAAACUUGUUGGCAAAAGUUCAAAUAAAUUGCUGAAAGUCAAAUUGCAUAAUUUUGGACAGAAAUGUGCUGAGACGACUGAGAUUACAAGUGAGCUGCCCACAGGGUAUAACGCCAGUACACAACUCUGCAUUGGAUCCAGUGGACACAAGGAUACAUGUAAUGGUGAUUCCGGUGGUCCUGUAUUAAGCUAUCACAAGGAUUAUCCUUGCAUGUAUCAUGUAAUGGGAGUUACUUCCGCAGGCAUUAGCUGCGAUACACCAGAUGUUCCGUCCUUGUACACACGAGUUUAUCAUUAUCUGAAAUGGAUAAAACAAGAAAUGAGCAAUACUCGAAAGAAAUAUGCGAAUGUCAAACUUUUCUAGCAUUCUAUUAUGAAUAAUAAUGGGAAUUUGUUUUUA
Messenger RNA from Drosophila willistoni, 1501 nucleotides. RefSeq names its product serine protease snake. The transcript is spliced from 3 exons. NCBI's taxonomy places the organism in Eukaryota, Metazoa, Arthropoda, Insecta, Diptera, Drosophilidae. Gene Ontology annotation, biological process: proteolysis. Bases 353 to 1465 code for a protein of 370 amino acids. The record is from RefSeq and is a predicted model, not a curated record. Gene Ontology annotation, molecular function: serine-type endopeptidase activity.